AUGUCGUUCAACACCCCAUCUAUGUUAGUCUUCGGACCUCAGUCGUCAACUCCAUCCCUAGAAUGCCUGGCUCAGCUGCAAAGUGUCCUCGGGUCCGAAUCCAAAUCCCACCUGCAGUCCCUUCGUGCUGCAGUAGAGAGAGCCUUCACCGUAUGGCCCAUGUUGCUGGCAUCAGAUCUCUCCUUGGCCGAUCUCCCCGGGGACCAAUACAUCAAGCAACUUCUCGGCCUGGUUUCAGCUGAUAUCGACCCAGCUGUCGUCCGCGUGGGCGAUCUACCGAGCACCGUCGUGACGCCUUUGACGGUUCUGUUGCAUCUCGCCCAAUAUCUAUUGUACGUCGGUUCAGGCUCAGCCCACGGCAUAUCAACCCAUUCCCAAGUUCUAGACCGAGUCCGACUUCAAGGAGGUGUCCAAGGUUUCUGCACGGGCCUGUUGAGUGCAGUUGCGGUUGCAGGAAGCCAUGACGAGCAAGAAUUGAUACACCGGGCCAGCACUGUCCUACGACUGGCCAUAGCCAUUGGUGCCUGUGUUGACGCAGACGCACACGGCCAAUCGUCAUCUAAGGAAGCCGGCUGCAUAGUAGUCAAGUGGUCAAAUGAGGAGGGCAAAGCACAGCUGCUCCGCUCUCUUGCCCAAACUGCAGGGGCAUAUAUCUCUGUGUACCCCGAUGGCAAUGCUGCCACCGUCACUGUACCCACCAACGCAAUGGCUACCUUAUCACAAACCCUCCAGACCCACAAUCUGGUGGCCAUUCCGCUUGACAUGCGUGGACGAUUUCAUACCACGGAACAUGAAUCAAUUGCUGGUCAAUUGAAGCAGUUGUGUGCUAUGACUCCCGAUCUGCAGCUGCCGCGAGCGUCGGAGCUACUAGUGCCCGUUUUGGGCAAUGAUGGACAGGCUCUUCCUUGUGAUACAUUCCUCCACGACCUCCUUAUCGAUGCAAUACUUGUCCAGACGUGCAACUGGCACGCGACGGCGUUGACUGCCGUAUCCAAUCUUAGCACAGUUACUGCCCACCCAUCCUCUCAACUCAUUCAGUUUGGAAAUAUCGAUUGCAUCCCGCCCUCGGUGCUGCGGACUCUCCCACAUACCACCGUAUGUCGGAUGCCCAAGUCUUUGCUGGAGAUCAGUGAGGUGGCUAUAGACGCCUCUACUCCUGUUCAACCGCCACUGUCGGAGAACGCGGUGGCCAUCGUGGGCAUGGCCGGCCGCUUUCCCGGGGCGGAUAAUCUGGACGAUUUUUGGUCGCUGCUCUGUGAUGGUGCGUCGCAAUGUCAGCAGAUGCCAGAGGAGAGGUUUCACCGUCAUGGUUUGCGCCGCUCCCCCAAUGACAAGCUCGCCUUCUGGGGGAACUUUAUCGCCGAUAUCGACUCAUUUGACCACCGGUUCUUUCGCAAAUCAUCGCGCGAGGCCGCCAGCAUGGACCCACAGCAGCGUCUAUUUCUGCAGGUGGCUUAUGAAGCGCUGGAAUCGUCUGAGUACUUUUCCCGUCCCAGGGAUCCAUCGCAGGAUGUGGGCUGCUACGUCGGGGUGUGCUCGUCGGAUUACAAUGACAACGUAGCAGUGCAUGCUCCAAACGCCUUCUCGAGCCUGGGAACGCUGCGUGCAUUUCUGACGGGCAAGAUCAGUCACUUCUUCGGAUGGACAGGGCCAUCCAUCACCUAUGACACCGCCUGUUCCUCCUCUGCCGUGGCCAUUCAUGCCGCAUGCAAAGCUAUCCAGACAGGCGAGUGCUCCAUGGCGUUGGCCGGGGGUGCCAGUCUGUACACCAGCCCCUUCUUCUACGAGAAUUUAGCGGCCGCCUCAUUCCUCAGUCCGACGGGUCCCACGAAACCCUUCGAUGCGAAGGGAGACGGCUAUUGCCGGGGCGAAGGCGUGGCCUUGGUAGUGUUGAAGCCCCUCUCCAGUGCGCAGGCCGAUGGAGACCGCAUCCUGGGGGUCAUCGCCGCCACGGCCAUCAAUCAGAAUGUGAACUCGACCCCCAUCACUGUGCCUCAUGGCGAGUCACAGGUGCGCCUCUAUGAGAAGGUCGCAUCCGAUGCCGGGAUCCAUCCCCACGACGUCUCUUACGUGGAGGCUCACGGAACAGGCACGCCGGUCGGCGAUCCCAUCGAGCUGGCCAGUAUCCGUCGGGUCUUCGGGGGCUCCACGCGCAAGAACCCCGUUCAUGUUGCCUCGGUCAAGGGCAAUAUCGGGCACUUAGAAGGCGCCUCGGGGGUCGCAUCCUUGAUCAAGACCGUGUUGAUGAUGCGCCAUCAAACAAUUCCCGUGCAGGCCAACCACACCCAGCUCAACCCCAAAAUUCCUCCCUUGGAGCCAGAUCAUCUCACAAUUCCCCAGUCUACACAGCCCUGGAAGGCGCCUAUGCACAUCGCGUGCAUCAACAACUAUGGGGCCGCAGGGAGUAACGCAGCCAUGAUUGUGCGCGCCGCCGUGCCCACCAGGGGUUCCGAUCAGUUCCGGGUGCUGCCCAAAUACCCCGUUUAUCUGGCGGCCAAUUCGGCGGCGAGCAUGCAGGCCUAUGGCCUGUCUUUACUGAAAUGCAUCCAGACGUGGAGCCGCCAAUACGGCGAACGUGACCUUCUAGCCAGUGUUGCCUUCCAUUUGGCGCAGCAGCAAAACAAAUCCCUGGCCCUAGGCUCCGUCGGCUCCGUGUCUUCCCUGCCCGAGUUGAUCAAGUUGCUCGGCGAUCCUCAGCCGCAACCGCGAGAGUCGCCAGCUGCCCGGGGGAAGGUAAUUCUAGUUUUUGGUGGACAAACUAGCAUGCAUGUCGGCCUGAACCGACAGGUUUUCGAGGCCUCUCCCCCACUACGACGCCAUCUGGACGCCUGCGAUUCGGCCCUCCGGGCUCUGAAUCUCGGCAGUAUCUAUCCGGCCAUCUUCGACACCCAACCCAUCCAAAACCUGGUGCUGCUUCACUCCCUCUUCUUUGCUAUCCAGUACGCCUGCGCCCGGGCCUGGAUGGAUAGCAAUGUUCUCCCCGAUGCCGUCAUCGGCCACAGCUUUGGUCAGCUGACGGCGCUAUGUGUCGCCGGUGUCUUAUCCCUUGAGGAUGGACUUCGGUUGAUCACGGGGCGCGCAGCCUUGAUGGGCAGUCACUGGGGGUCCGAAGGUGGAUCUAUGAUCUCCCUGCAAGCUUCCUUGGACGUAGUUGCCGGUGUCAUGGCCAGUGUCGAUGCCCAGCUGGAAAUUGCCUGCUACAACGGACCUCAAAGCCAUGUCCUUGUUGGGUCUGAGACCGCCAUCGACCGCGUGGAGCAGCUGCUCCAGCGAGAGGAUAGCCCAGGGUCGCGGAUCAAAUACAAGCGGUUGGCAGUCACCCAUGGCUUCCAUUCACGGUUCACCGAGUCGCUGCUCCCUCGCCUCACCGAGUUGUCGAGGUCUUUCACCUUCCAUGACUCCAGUUUCCCCGUUGAAACCUGCUCCGAGCACAGCAGCUGGUCGAGCAUCACGGCCGAUCGCAUUGCGGAACAUACACGGACGCCGGUCUACUUCGCACAGGCGGUGCGACGAUUGGAAGAACGGUUGGGGCCGUGCAUUUGGCUGGAGGCAGGCUCCGGGUCGGGGGUAACGGGGAUGGUGCGCAAUGCCCUGGUUGAUCCAUCACCACACAUCUGCCAGUCCCUCGACCUGCGCGACCCCGCCGGCCUGUCGAACCUGGCCGAUACCACCGUGCAAUUGUGGAAACAGGGGCUUGACGUGGGAUUCUGGCCCUUUGAUCGUCGCGACCGCCAUCACUAUGUGGACCUUCUCUUGCCGUCGUAUCAAUUUGAGAAACAUCGGCACUGGCUAAAAUGGCAGCCAUCCGGGAUGGCCACAGCCGCGGCCCUCUCGGCCUCGGAGACGGGUCCGUUGGAUCCCGUUCUCCUGUCUCUGGUUCGGCACCUGGAUUCAGACCAUCAGGACGCCGAGUUCGCCGUCGAUCCUCGCAGCGAGCAAUACCGGUCACUAGUGGAAGGGCACGCGGUUCUCGCGCAGCCCCUGUGCCCGGCUCCCUUGUACGUCGACCUAGUCGCACAAGCCGCACUCGCGCUUGCAGGUGACGCGGGCGGAGUACCGAGGGUCGAGAACCUGGAAAUCCACGCUCCGCUGGGGGCGGGGGAUAGACGCAUCCAGCUCGAGCUUCGUCGCAUCAACCCCAUGACGCCGGCCUGGAAAUUUUCCGUCUCCAGCCAUCGACCUGCCACCCCGGCCAGCAGGGACCGCCAUGCCACGGGAACGGUGCGCCUUGAGCAGGACACUGCCCGCCUGUCGGAUGAUUACGCUCGCUUCGAGAAUCUGUUGGGCCCGGAGCGAUACGAGCGGAUUCCGCGAGAGCCACAAGCAGAGGCUCUCCAGGGGUCCCAGGUGUACAAGGCCUUUGGCAAGGUGGUAACCUACCGGCCCUACUAUAAGGGAGUACGGAGCGUACAUGCCUUGGGACGAGAGGUGGUUGGCCGGGUCCAGCUGCCUCAGCUCCCUCUUCCAGGGUCCUCCGAUAAUGCCACCAAGCCCACGGCUGCCUUGAACCCACGCGCAGUCGACAACUUCAUUCAAGUGUCCGGCCUUCACGUCAACUGCCUCACCGAUUUGCCGGAGAAUGAGGUAUAUGUCUGCACAAAAGUCGAUUGCGUUCAGGCCCGAGAUCCGAUCGAGGAUAACGGUAACUGGCUCGUCUACUCCAGCUAUCGCCCUGUGAGUGAUAAGCAGCUCGUCAACGAUAUUUACGUCUGCGACGCGACAUCCAAGUCGCUGGUGAUGUUCAUCUUGGGUGCGCGAUUCACUAGAGUCCAAAUCUCCAGUCUGGCCCGAGUGCUGUCCCGAGCCAAUGAUCGAUCCUCGUCCUCGCGACCGGUCUCUCCUCCCCCUUCGGCGUCACUGGCACCAAUAUCCCCUCUACCAAUCGUCAGAGGUAAUAUGCGUCCAAGGAGUUUGAAGGCCACCGACCCAGUUGCGGCUCGAGACCUGGGUGCGGAGCUUCGAUCCCUUCUGCAACGGGUUGCCGAAGUGCCGGCCGCGGAAAUCCAGGAUCAGGCGAGUUUCGACGACUUGGGUAUUGAUUCCCUCAUGGUCACCGAAGUUCUGAGUGAAAUUAACAACUCCUUCGCCGUGUCCAUCUCAAUGGACGAGUUUGCAACCAUGACGGAUAUCAAGGCCAUUGUUGUCGCCCUUCACCGGUUGCUCGGAGUUCCAGCCUUUGGCUCGGGAUCUGCGACCCCAUCGGACACCGACUCAGAGGACGAGAUCUUUGAUGGGGCACAGUCGUUGACCCCCGGCCCCAGCUCCGGGGCCAGCACGCCCCCCGCGGUCGACGAACCCUGCAAGGGUCCAAGUGUCGUCGACAAGCUGAGCCAUCUUUUGGCGGCACAUCUGGAGUGUCCUGAGCCUAUCUCCCCAAAGGCCAAUCUGGCCAACUUGGGGUUGGAUUCGUUGCUCUGCAUGGAACUGGCAGCCGACAUCAAGCAGGACCUUGGGGCAGAUGUAGACAUGGUCCUUCUCGACCAGCAGUCCACAUUCGAGGACCUCAUCAAACUGGUCGACCAGGCCCUGCCCGAUACUAGUUCAUAUUUCGGGUCCGUCCGCAGGCCUCAACUCCCAAAGCAAGGAGCAGAUACGUAUCUGCAGCCCAGCCUAAUACCAGCUGCGGGUGCCACGGAUGACUCUCUGGUGGGAGCCCAAGCCGCUUUUGAACGCAUUCGAUUCGACUACGACCAACAUGCACAAACGUCUGGUUUCGCCAACUUUUGGACGAGCGUAUACCCCACCCAAGCCAGGCUGGUUCUGGGCUACACAGUCGAGGCCUUUGCCCGGUUAGGAUGCGAUCUGGCCCGCCUUCCGGUUGGUGAGAGCUUGCCAUCCAUCUCCUACCUGCCCAAGCACAAGCCACUUGUACAACAGCUUUACCGCAUUCUUCAAGACGGGCAACUCGUGGCUAUGGAUGGCUCGACUCUGGUGCGGACCGACCGACCGGUCGAUGCCACCCCUACUACUAGGAUUUUCGAGCAGCUCCGAAGUCGAGCGCCCCAGCACGCUAUGGAGCAUCAGCUACUGCAUCUGACGGGGUCCCGACUAGCCGAGUGCCUGACCGGGGCGGCGGAUCCCUUGGACAUCCUCUUCCGAUCCAAGGGGAACCGCACCGUGCUGGAGGCGGUCUACGCCAAAGGCCCGAUGUACGAAGCCAUCUCAGAGCAGCUGUGCAGCUUCAUUGAUCAAGCCUUCUCCUCGCCUUCCUCCACGGCGGCGCCCUUUGAAAUCCUGGAGCUGGGGGCUGGGACUGGAGGCACGACGCGGUAUGUGGUCGAGCUCCUGGAACGGCGCGGCAUCCCGUUCCACUAUACCUUCAGCGACUUGUCCGGAUCCCUCGUGGCCGCCGCCCGGCGGAAGUUUGGGGCUCAGCACCCAUCCAUGCGCUUCCAGGUGGUCGAUAUCGAAAAGGAGCCCGAGGAGGCGCUGCAGGGCCGGUUCCACGCUAUCAUCUCUACCAACUGCAUCCAUGCCACCCGGGAUCUGGAACUCUCGACUCGGCAUAUCCGCCAUAUGCUACGACCGGACGGAUUUGUCGCGCUCGUCGAGUUCACCCGCAACAUGUUCUGGUUCGAUCUUGUCUUUGGCCUCCUCGACGGAUGGUGGCUCUUCUCUGACGGGCGGCCGCACGUUCUCGCAUCCGAAUGGUUCUGGGAUGCCAGCAUGCGUCGUGCAGGGUAUCAACACGUCUCCUGGACGACCGGUCCCUCGCUCGAAGCACGCACCCUGCGAAUCAUCGCCGGGUUUAAUGCACCCCCCACGGAUCCAUCCUAUGUCCCUGGGCGAGCCCCUAAGGAUGCGGAGACCAAGAUGGAACUUGUGCGCUACAAGCAGCAGGACGGUGUUUCCCUUUUUGCCGACAUUCACUACCCGCCUUCGUGGAAACCUUCGGACCCUCGACCCGUCGCUCUCAUGAUCCACGGAGGGGGACACGUCAUGUUGUCUCGCCGAGACAUUCGUCCCAAGCAGACGGCGAUCCUGCAUUCAAAGGGAUUUCUGCCAGUUUCUAUCGACUACCGCCUCUGUCCGGAGACAACCUUAGUAGAGGGCCCGAUGUCUGAUGUCUGUGACGCCUUCCUCUGGGCCCGGUCAGUCCUCCCCACCCUCCCACUGCUGUGCCAGGACCUGCGCAUCGACGCAUCCCGCAUCGCUGUGGUAGGCUGGUCCACGGGUGGGCACCUGGCCAUGACAACCGCUUUCACCACCCUACAACGCGGACUGGCGCCCCCCACGGCCAUAGCGGCUUUUUAUUGCCCCACCGACUACGAAGACUCUUGCUGGCAGCAUCCUAAUUACCCGGAGAACAGCCGCGAGCUGGCGGUCAGGGCUGCGGGCUAUGACCUGCUGGAGGGGGUGCAUGAGCGCCCGAUCACUGGCUACCAGGUACCUGCGAAAAAGCGGGCCGUGGGCGGCUGGAUGGCACCGGACGACCCGCGCUCGCGGAUUGUCCUACACAUGAACUGGAAGGGCCAAUGCUUGCCGGUGCUCCUACGCGGGCUGCCGAGGCCCGGUGCUAUAUCUCCGGAGCAGAGACAGGCUCUCAUCGCCCAAUCACAGCCCACCAAAGAGGAGGUCCAGGCGAUCAGUCCCUAUGCGCAGAUUUGUCAGGGCCAGUACACCACGCCCACGGUGGUGGUGCAUGGAACAGAAGAUGAUCUGAUUCCCUGGGUGCAGAGUCAGCGGACGGUAGAGGCGUUGCAGCAGCGGGAAGUGGAUGCAGAACUGCUGCUGGUCAAGGGCAAGAUCCAUCUCUUUGACCUCUAUGCGGAUCCCGAUGGCACCGGAGGCGAAGCCGUGCACAAGGCUUAUGAAUUUCUGGCCCGUGAGGUUUUCGGUCGUCCAACUUAAUCGGUGCUUUUGUUUUUGUUUUUUUUUUUGUUGUUUUUUUUUCCUCUAUGCAUAGCUUGUCGUGUUUUUUGAUCCAACCGCUCCUGGAAGUUUCACUGUCUGUAUUUCUAUCCAGACUGAAGUCGGAAUACGGAGUACGGAGUACUAGUUGUGUGGCAAUAACAUCCAGCUGUACUGGGUACCAACUCCAACCGGACAACAUUUAUAUAUCGUACUAAUUUUCCACGCACAGAAAUGAAGCUAGCACACCUCAACUAGUAGUAC
Molecule: messenger RNA, 8115 nt
Organism: Aspergillus sclerotioniger CBS 115572
Lineage: Eukaryota; Fungi; Ascomycota; Eurotiomycetes; Eurotiales; Aspergillaceae
Product: non-reducing polyketide synthase spyA
Exons: 3
Coding region: 1-7851 (2616 amino acids)
Biological process (GO): proteolysis; fatty acid biosynthetic process; secondary metabolite biosynthetic process
Molecular function (GO): serine-type peptidase activity; fatty acid synthase activity; phosphopantetheine binding
Source: RefSeq, a predicted model, not a curated record